UUCCUCCUUCCCUUGUUUUGCAUAAUGCUGUUUUGUUGUCUGUAUCCUUUGCUAUAGUUGGAUGUUUAGCGAUUUAUUUAUGACCGGAGGGAGAAGCGUGGAGGGUUAUAUUUAGCCCUGGCGAUCCAAUUUACAAUGCUAAUGAUAAUGGUAACCUGGGUGUGUUAUAGAGAUGCUGUAUAAUCAGCCUCUUAAAUACUAGUGCAGAGGGAUCCCGUGAAGUGUCUAUAGAGAGUGCUCCAAGUCUCCGCAUCAAGCACAGUAGGUGUCAGAAUGAAGCUUUUUGCGGCUGUGAGGUGGACUGUCAAGGUGUUCAUCCUGUGUCUGGUGCUAGGAACUGCUGUUUUGCUAAAUCCAGAGGAUCCCAAUGUCUGCAGCCACUGGGAAAGCUAUGCUGUAACCGUGCAGGAAUCCUACGCUCACCCAUUUGAUCAGAUUUAUUACACUCGCUGCACAGAUAUCCUCAACUGGUUCAAAUGCACAAGACACAGGAUAAGUUAUAAGACAGCCUACCGACGUGGCCUGCGGACCAUGUACAGAAGGAGGUCACAGUGUUGCCCGGGAUACUAUGAAAGUGGAGAUUUCUGUGUCCCCCUCUGUACAGAGGAAUGUGUACAUGGGAGAUGUGUGUCACCAGAUACGUGUCACUGUGAACCAGGGUGGGGAGGUGCUGACUGCUCUAGUGUUCUGUUAUAUUCUUCACCCUCAGGUUGUGACAGUGAACACUGGGGACCACACUGCAGCAACCGAUGCCAGUGUCAGAAUGAAGCGCUCUGUAAUCCUAUAACUGGAGCCUGUGUGUGCUCGGAAGGAUAUAGAGGAUGGCGUUGUGAAGACUGGUGCGACCCUGGGACCUAUGGCAAGGCCUGCCAGCUGAGAUGCCAGUGCCAAAAUGGAGCGACAUGUGACCACAGAACUGGAGAAUGCCGCUGUGCCCCUGGAUACACUGGAGCUUUUUGCGAAGAACUGUGUCCACCUGGAAGUCAUGGGGCAUUAUGUGAGCUACGCUGCCCUUGCCAGAAUGGGGGUGUAUGUCACCAUGUGACAGGAGAGUGUUCAUGCCCAGCAGGGUGGACGGGUUCUGUCUGUGCUCUGCCAUGUCCUCCAGGAAGAUAUGGAGUGAAUUGCAGUCAUGAAUGCCAAUGUCAUAAUGGAGGACAAUGUGACCCUGUGACUGGAAGGUGUCAGUGCGCAGCAGGCUACACAGGAGAGAGGUGUCAAGAGGAAUGCCCGGUUGGUACCUAUGGCUACCAGUGUGCUGAAAGAUGUGACUGCCAGAACGGAGCCAAGUGUUACCACAUCAAUGGUGCCUGUUUGUGUGAACCAGGCUUUAAAGGCAUCCUCUGUGAGGAGCGUGUGUGUGCUGAGGGACUGUAUGGACUUAAGUGUAACAAGAACUGUCCGUGUAACCUGACCAACACUCGUGGCUGCCACCCGCUGUCUGGGGAGUGCACCUGCAGGGCAGGUUGGAGCGGCCUGUACUGUGAAGAACCCUGCCGGCCUGGCUUUUACGGAGAAGGCUGCCAACAGCUGUGUGCCUGUUACAAUGGAGCGGACUGUGAUGGGAUGACAGGGAGAUGUCUUUGUGCUCCGGGAUACACAGGACAGGACUGUUCUAUGCUGUGUUCCCCGGGAACAUUUGGUACUGACUGCUUGUCAGUGUGUAACUGCAAGAAUGGCGCUGCCUGCUCUCCAGUGGAUGGUUCUUGUCUGUGCAGAGAAGGUUGGCAAGGGACGGACUGUUCUAUUCCCUGUUCAAGUGGCACUUGGGGUCUAAGCUGCAAUCAGACCUGUCAUUGUCUAAAUGAUGCCUCUUGCAGCCCAGUGGAUGGCAGCUGCAUGUGUGCUGCAGGCUGGAUGGGUGAAGUCUGUGACCAGCCAUGUCUGGAGGGGAUGUAUGGUCUGGACUGUAUAGAACAUUGUGAUUGCAGCCAUGCUGAGGGAUGUGACCCUGUUACCGGGCACUGUCACUGUCUGGCUGGGUGGACAGGCAUUCAUUGUGACAAUGUGUGUGCUCAAGGACGCUGGGGACCCAACUGCUCCAUGUCAUGUCACUGCGAGAACGGGGGUUCAUGCUCACCUGAGGAUGGGAGCUGUGAGUGUGCUCCAGGAUAUCGAGGAACCUUGUGCCAAAGAAUUUGCUCUCCUGGAUUUUAUGGACAUCGCUGCAGCCAAACAUGUCCCCAGUGUGUUCACGCCAAUGGACCCUGUCACCACAUAACAGGCCAUUGUGACUGCCUACCAGGAUUUUAUGGGCCGCUUUGCAACCAAGUUUGUCCUAGUGGAAGGUUUGGUCGAAGCUGUGCGGAAUUCUGUAUAUGCAGCAACAAUGCAACAUGUAACCCCAUUGAUGGCUCAUGCCAGUGCUACCCUGGUUGGAUAGGCAGCGACUGCUCUGAUGAAUGCCCCCCGGGACUAUGGGGUCCAGACUGUAUCCACACAUGUAACUGCCACAAUGAUGCUGAAUGCAGCGCAUAUGAUGGCGAAUGCAAAUGUACUCCCGGCUGGACAGGCCUGUUCUGCACCCAAAGGUGCCCAACAGCAUUUUAUGGGAAGGACUGUGCCAAUGUCUGUCAGUGCCAUAAUGGAGCCGACUGUGACCACAUCACUGGGCAGUGCACAUGUAGAACAGGAUUCACAGGCAAACACUGCGAGCAGAAAUGUCCACCAGGGACUUUUGGAUAUGGCUGUCGCCAGAUGUGCGAGUGUCUGAACAAUGCAACCUGUGACCAUGUGACCGGAACCUGCUACUGCAACCCUGGUUUUAAGGGCAUCCGAUGUGACCAAGCUGCUCUAAUGAUGGAGGAACUAAACCCUUACACUAAGAUCAGCCCAGCCCACGGAUCUGAAAGACACUCUGCAGGCGCCAUCAUUGGAGUUAUCGUUCUCCUACUGAUCAUCAUGACCUUACUGGGGCUCUUCUUAUGGUACCGGCAGAGGCAAAAGGACAAAGAUCACGACAUGCCGAAUGUGUCUUACACCCCAGCAAUGCGUAUGACAAAUACAGAUUACUCUCUCUCAGGUACUUGCAGUAUGGACAGAAGACAGAACACUUAUAUCAUGGAAAAUGGCUUCAAAGAUUGUAUGAAAGAGUCAGGGUGCAGCUCCAGCACCUGCUCUCUGAGCAGCAGUGAGAACCCUUAUGCCACCAUUACAGACCCCCCCGCGCAGCACUCCAAACACUCAGAGAACAGCUACGUGGAAAUGACCUCACCUGUCCAUACAGAUGCCCCAUACUCAGAUAUACCACCCUCAUCAAAAGCUAACAAAAAUGUAUAUGACGUGGAGCCGACCCUCAGCCUGCUUCAGGAUGCCCAACAUCAGAUCCCCAACUACAUGCAGAACCCUUACGACUUGCCAAGGAACAGCCACAUCCCCAGCCACUACGACCUCCUCCCUGUUCGGCUCAGCCCCUCGCAUGGGACAUUCUGGGAUAAGCAGAUGGAUAAGCAAUCUUUAUAGAAGUACGAGGACAAUGACAGGGAGCUCUCACAUUCUGCAAUAUGCCCGUUCUGUGGGGGGGCCGGCACCACUGGACAAAUGCAUGAUGUCAUUAGGAGACCUUUUUUUUAUACAAAUAGGAUGUAUCUAUAGGACGAGUCACUGUGUGUAUAUAUAUGUAUAUGUGUGUGUAUACACUGUGUAUGGCCAGAUACCACUCAUCCUCCUAUAAAGUACACAUGUGAACAGAGACUAGUCCAGGCCAUGUCACCGCGAUGAGUCCGCUUUGGAAAUUGCAGUUUACACACCAUGACAUUUAAUAUAUGUAAAUACAUGUAUAUAGAGCAUCUUUCUCUAAAGAACUGUAUAUAUGUCAUACUCAGACAAGAGCCGAUGUGUAGAAGGCGAUGAUGAAUGCGGUAAUGGAUUGCUGGUAAAUACAACUGGGUAUGACUUAUUUAUCAAUAUGAGCCAUUUCCUUGUGCUGUCCCAGUUCAUUAUGGUGACGGGGCCGUGUACAUGUUAUAGUUAAAGGUCUGUUCCUGAGGCCCCAUAGAUUGCAGCCAUUGAUGCCCAUGAUGAUAAUCUCCUAUUUUAUUAUAUAAAAAAAAAUGUAUGAAAUAAUAAUGUAAUUUUCUAUGCCCUUGCUUUGCAGAAAUCCAGUAUCUAGGCAGGACCUAUAGCUCUGUUCAUCCUGAUCCUCCUAGUUCUCGUAUAGCAUGCCAAAGCUACCAGGACUGCCUGACCUACUGUGAAAGAUAGGCAUAAUAGUAGAGAAAAGGCAGCAGGAGGGGAGAUAGCUGUGCCAUGUUCUGCCAUUCAGGGUGUGCGGAUAGUGAUAAUCCCUAUGGGUACUGUAAUGGCUGCCAUUAAUCGUUGGUACUUUUGGAAGUGCAGCAUCUGUUGGACUGAGAUAACUUCGAACGGCUGAAUUAAAUAUUUAAGACUCCACACAAGAGGACAACUCGGGGACUUAUAUUUUCAGGGUUUUAAUGGAAAAUGCACUUUAAAUAAUGAUAGUGGGAAGGUAUUGCAUCUGGUCCAUAUGCUUUCAGUCAUCUUCUGGUCAGGGGCUAUUAAUCCCUAAAUGUGUCUUCUACAGAUGUACAGUGCUGGGUCACUUGCUCUGCUUGAGAAAGAAAUGCUAACAAUAUGUAUGUAGAGGGAGGUAAGAGUGUGACGGGAGGCUGUACGGCGAGGAGGAAAGCUUUCAGACGCCUUUAUGCACUAAGUCGCAAUUUGCUCUUUGUAACAAAACGCAUCACAAAAAUAGACCAAACUGACCGGUUCCAAAGAGAACUAAGCCACUAAUUUACUGGAAAUAAAGACAGACUUUUUAUCCUUUG
Hyla sarda is the source of this 4787-nucleotide messenger RNA. RefSeq names its product multiple EGF like domains 11 (gene MEGF11). Gene Ontology annotation, molecular function: protein binding; scavenger receptor activity. NCBI's taxonomy places the organism in Eukaryota, Metazoa, Chordata, Amphibia, Anura, Hylidae. The coding region runs from base 274 to 3462 and encodes 1062 amino acids. Gene Ontology annotation, cellular component: membrane. The record is from RefSeq and is a predicted model, not a curated record. The transcript has 23 exons.